CAGCACUGUACGACUAGUUUCAGCUUAGUAGUGCUUUAGCAGUGAGACCGGUUAAUUCGAAGUGUGUGUAAUUGCGUAGUUUUGAGUAAAAUUUAAAAUUUGCUAAAAAAAUUGUAAUUUCUAACCGUUGCGGCAUUAAAACCUAAACGGAGUAUAUUUUUUUUAAAUUACCAUUAAAAUUUAAAAAGAACAAACAAAAAAAUAUAAAAUGGCUGCUAAACGUAUUGCUCUUCUUAGCGUUUCGGAUAAAACCGGUUUAGUUGAUUUUGGUAAAACCUUAAAUAGUUUGGGUUACCAAUUGGUGGCUAGUGGUGGCACUGCUACUGCUCUACGCAAUGCUGGUCUUAGCGUUAAGGAUGUCUCUGACAUAACCGGUGCUCCCGAAAUGUUGGGUGGCCGUGUCAAGACCCUUCAUCCUGCUGUGCACGGUGGCAUCUUAGCUCGUGUUACUCCCUCCGAUCAGGCUGAUAUGGAAAAGCAAAAAUUCGAUUAUAUUAGUGUGGUAGUGUGUAAUUUGUACCCCUUCGUUAACACUGUUUCCAAACCCGAUGUUACUGUGGCCGAUGCUGUUGAGAACAUCGAUAUUGGUGGUGUUACUCUCUUGAGAGCUGCUGCUAAAAAUCACGAUCGUGUAACUGUCAUCUGUGAAGCUGAAGAUUAUGCCAAGGUUGUUGCCGAAAUUCAACAAAAUGGUGAUACCUCUUUGGAAACCCGCAAACUUUUGGCUUUGAAAGCGUUUACCCAUACCGCCACCUACGAUGAUGCCAUUUCCGACUAUUUCCGUAAACAAUAUUCGAAUGGUGUUUCCCAACUUAACUUGAGAUACGGUAUGAAUCCCCAUCAAAAGCCUGCACAAAUUUUCACACAAUUGGAGAAGUUACCUUUGCGUGUGGUAAAUGCUGCACCUGGUUUUAUCAAUCUCUGUGAUGCUUUGAACGGUUGGCAAUUGGUUAGAGAAUUGAAAAAGGCUUUGGGUUUACCAGCUGCCACUAGUUUCAAGCACGUUUCUCCCGCUGGCGCCGCUGUGGGUAAUCCUUUGAGCCGCGAACAAGCUAAAUUAUGUAUGGUUGAUGAUUUGUACGACUCUUUGACCCCACUAGCCACAGCCUACGCUAGAGCUAGAGGUGCUGAUCGUAUGUCAUCUUUCGGGGAUUUUGUUGCUCUUUCCGAUGUAUGUGAUGUUGUUACUGCUAAGAUCAUCUCCCGCGAGGUGUCUGAUGGCAUUAUUGCUCCUGGUUAUGAACCUGCUGCUUUGGAAAUCUUAAAGAAAAAGAAAAAUGGUUCUUACUGUAUUUUGGAGAUGGAUCCCUCGUAUGAACCUUCUGCUUUGGAACGCAAAACCAUUUUCGGUUUGACUUUGGAACAAAAGCGCAACGAUGCCGUUAUAGAACCUUCACUUUUCACAAAUGUUGUUACUAAAAACAACAAGUUACCCGAAGCCGCUGUACGCGAUUUGAUAGUCGCCACCAUUGCCUUGAAAUUCACUCAAAGUAAUUCGGUUUGUUAUGCUCGUGACGGUCAAGUUAUUGGUAUUGGUGCUGGUCAACAAUCUCGUAUUCACUGCACACGUUUGGCUGGUGAAAAGGCUGAUAACUGGUGGUUGAGACAACAUCCUCGUGUUGCUGGCAUGAAAUUCAAGGCUGGUGUUAAGCGCGCUGAAAUCUCAAAUGCCAUUGAUAACUUUGUUAAUGGUACCGUAGGCAAGGAUAUGCCUUUGGCUCAAUUCGAAGCCAUGUAUGAAGAAGUCCCAGCUCAAUUUACUGCAGAAGAGAAAUCUGCCUGGCUUAAGGAGUUGAAAGGCGUUGCCUUGGGUUCUGAUGCUUUCUUCCCAUUCAGAGAUAACAUUGAUCGUGCUCACUUGAGUGGCGUUUCCUAUAUUGCCAGUCCGUCUGGUUCUACCAAUGAUGCUGGUGUCAUUGCUGCUUGUGAUGAACAUGGCAUUAUUAUGGCUCACACUAAUUUGCGUUUGUUCCAUCAUUAAUUUUAUUUGUUUUUAUUUCUUGUUCGCUCAAAUCUUUUCGUUUAGUUUUAAGUAAAUUCAUCUCUGAGAUUUAUAUUCAGUAAAAAGACAAUAAUAAAAUAUUUUAAUAUAAA
Lucilia cuprina (Australian sheep blowfly) is the source of this 2094-nucleotide messenger RNA. Its product is annotated as bifunctional purine biosynthesis protein ATIC. Bases 209 to 1981 code for a protein of 590 amino acids. Lineage: Eukaryota; Metazoa; Arthropoda; Insecta; Diptera; Calliphoridae. The transcript has 5 exons. The record is from RefSeq and is a predicted model, not a curated record. Gene Ontology annotation, cellular component: cytosol. Gene Ontology annotation, biological process: 'de novo' IMP biosynthetic process. Gene Ontology annotation, molecular function: IMP cyclohydrolase activity; phosphoribosylaminoimidazolecarboxamide formyltransferase activity.